Messenger RNA from Sphaeramia orbicularis (orbiculate cardinalfish), 3219 nucleotides. It is a transcript of the gene tdrd7a, whose product is annotated as tudor domain containing 7 a. The coding region runs from base 1 to 3219 and encodes 1072 amino acids. NCBI's taxonomy places the organism in Eukaryota, Metazoa, Chordata, Actinopteri, Kurtiformes, Apogonidae. The transcript is spliced from 22 exons. The record is from RefSeq and is a predicted model, not a curated record.
AUGGCAGAUUGUGAGAAAAUGUUGCGGGCAGUACUCCAGUCCAGUAAAAAUGGUGUAUCUAUCAGGAGCCUACAGUCAGAUUACAGAUCACUAUGUGGAGAAAGUAUCCCAUUUAAAAAACUGGGCUUCUCAACGCUGGAAGAGUACCUCCAGAGUAUCCCCUCUGUGGUGCACUUGGAGCAUCGCAUGGGUGAGUUGCGAUGCUUUGCUGUAGUGUGUAAAGCUACAGCCCACAUCGCUGAAUUGGUGGCCAGACAGAAGAGCUCCAAGAAAUCUCGUCAGUUUCAAGCUGUCAAUGGUAUGAUGAGAUUCAAACCUUCUACAUGUGUCCUUAUUGCGAUAAGAAGGACUCCUCUUCGUCAGCCAUCAGUGAGUGGGGUUUCAAACUGGUUAUCCAACCGUUCUCGGUCCCAUGGGGGCUACAGGGGCUUCAGCACUUCAGGAGACUACAGGCAGUUUGACCAAAAGUUGAGGUCCAUCACUCCUGUGGAGCACAGAUCACCACCUUCUCAACUAGCAGUAAAACAGCCAGACAGGAAAUGUAAAGGCUCAACGAGAGAUGAGAGGUGUCCAGAAAAUUCUUCUCAACAAGCCCCUGGAUUCAGCCACUCUCUGUCGGCUUCGUAUGACUUGGAUCUGGUACAGAGCAGAUUAAUUGAAGUCCUUGAAAAGCACAGCAGUGGACUGUGGAUGUCCAAACUUCCAAUGGUGUUCAGCAAAAUGUUUGGUCAACAGCUCCACCCUCAGGCACUUAUAGAUCUGGAGAAGUGGACACACAUCUGUUCGGUGGAACAACUUCACAUCACCAACCAAUCCGAUCGCCUGAUCUAUCCCCCUCUACCUUCAGCCCUCAAAGCACCUUCCCCAGCAGCAUCUUCUCUACAACCAGGCCCUGAUGUUUUACCUCAUUUGAAAGUCACUAUUUCCCCUUGUGCUGCCUCUAAAUCUUCUGCUGUCUCUGUGUCAGAUGAUGUUCGUCAGGGAGUAAAAGACCUUCUAUGCAAACUUAGUUAUGGCCUAUGGGCGCAUGCUUUGCCCAAACUCUUCUUGGACACGUACAAAAUACCAUUCCCCGAACACAUAUUAAAUGACUUGUCUCUCUUGCAUGAUAUAUGCACUGUGGAGUACCCCAUACCACAUGACAAAAAGAAGGCUAUUCUGUAUAAGUCAGACAGAACAGACAGAGAGGACAGUGACAGCUGUGAAAACCAGCAGUGCAGAAGCUGUCCUUUCCCCUCUGGUCUCGAGGUGGAAGGCCCUGUUGUUCCGCCACCUCUGGUUUUCCCCUCAGAGCAGUAUCCUUCUGUGUUGAUUACUGAUGCCAAGAGCUGCAAUGCUGUUACUGUAAGGUAUGUAGGCAAGAACCAUUCAAAUGCGCAGGAAGCAAUGGAAGACGCCAUGGGCACCUUCUAUAGCCAAAGCUCCACCCACCUUCCCUUGUCUGACCCUGUGGUUGGACGGUUGGUAGCAGUCAGAGGGGAGGACGAAGAAGAAGUGGCCAGAGGUCAGGUCAUGGAGUUUAUGACUCCCAGCAAGGUCAAGGUGUAUUAUGUAGACUAUGGCUUCUCUGUGGAGACCAGUGUGACCAAUCUGCUAGAGCUGCACCAAGACUUCAUCUCCCUGCCCCUCCAGGCUACUAAUGUUCAACUGGCAGGCCUUGAGGCAUUUAGCUCCCAUCCACAGGUGUUAUCAGUGUUGGACACCUUGGCAAUUGGAAAGAUCCUGCUGAUGGAGACAUUAGAUCCAUGUCAGCAGAAUGAAAUGCCUGUUGUUGUGCUGUAUGACACUUCGCAAGAUGAAGACCUCAACAUCAAUUCCAUCUGCCUGAAAGCACUGCAGGAUGAGAGAAUGAACAGCCCUCUCACUGUAAAUGUUACCUAUGAGGACGUGUGCAUCACAAAUGUGUGUUCAGAUGGCAUCAUCUACUGCCAGGUGCCAUCGAGAGGGGCCUCAAGGCUCACUAAGUUACUGGAAGAAAUAGAGGCCUUCUUCAUAUCCAAGAUGACAUCUGAGUCCCUGGUGUCCAGACCGUUUAGUGGCAAAUUCUGUCUCGCUCGCUACAAAGGGAAAUGGUCAAGGGUGGAGAUCACAGACAUCCAUGACAACCGAGUGAUAGAGGUCCUCUUCAUCGACUUUGGUGUCCCCGCUACUUUAGAGGUCACUGAACUCAGAGAGAUCCCUCCUCUUUUCCGCAAGGUCUUCGCUAUCAUCCCACCACAGGCCACUCAAUGCCGUCUGGCUGACCUCAGCAUUCCAAAGGAAGGCUGGAGUCCUGAGACUGUUCAGUGGGUGAAGGAAGCUGUCCUGGGCUCUAAAGCCUCUAAAAUGAAGGUUAUGAAAGUAGACGAGCACAAAGGGAACAGGCUUGUCUAUAUUUACCUGUUCACUGGUAUUGACAGUCAAGAGCUGGAAGACUGCCUCAACCAUCAGCUGGCCCAAUCAGACCAUUGGCAAAAGCUCACAAAGAACAACACAGUCACCAGCGUGGAUAUAGGUCUCAGAAAUAUAGAAGAGUUGACUCUGAGCAGUCCGGGCUUUAACCCUGUCAUCAAGUCCAUGCCUCAGGCUGAUCAAGGAACAGAGGAGUCAUCACAGCCACUUCAGAUGCCUCCUUCACUGGAACUCCCACAGCCGGGUCAGUGUGUGGAUGUCUUCGUGCCGGUGGCCUACCACCCAGGUUACUUUGUCCUGCAGCCUUGGCAGGGCUUUCACAAGCUGGUGGUGCUCAUGGGGGAGAUGGUUCUCUACUACAACCAGGCUUCAACCAUGGCAAUACCAGCAGAGAUCAAGAAAGGAGAGGUCUACGCUGCUAAAAUAGACAAAAAUUGGUACCGUGUGGUGGUGAAAGGGAUUCUUUCCAGUGGCUUGGUUUCUGUCUAUGAAUUGGACCAUGGCAAACAUGAGGUGGUCCACAGUGCAGCCUUCCGACCCUUAAUACAGGAAUUCAGAUACUUCCCGUUCCAGGCCAUUGCUGCACAGCUGGCAGGUUUGCCCCAGCACCAGUGGUCAGAAGACGCUUCCAAAGUGUUCAGGAACCACGUGGAGAAGCGAGCGCUGGUGGCUCAGGUGGACCAUGUGCACGAGGGGUCAGAGGUCAAAGGAGAAUUUUGGAAGUGCAAAUUGACAGUUUACCUGGUGGACACCUCAAUGGAGGACAGGGAUGUUUGGAUUCACACCAUCAUGGAGGAUCUAGGUGGCGAAUCUUUUUCAGCUGCCUAG